CUCCUGGUGAACGGUGUCCCCAGGAUUCGCGAUCAGAGGCUGGAGUAGACCCUAUCCAUAACCUGUCAGUAGGUCUUGCUGUAGAGUCCUUAAACCUCUUCUUCGGUGCUCCUCUGUCGUGAUGGCCAAGGGCGAGUGCAGCUUGCAGCAGUCUUGGAUUGCCAACUGUGGAACUUUUACUGAAUCGAUGCAAAAUGGCUUCAGAUAAUACACACCGUAGUUACUCCAUCAUACCAUGCUUCAUAUUUGUGGAGUUGGUGAUCAUGGCCGGGACGGUGCUGCUGGCGUACUACUUUGAAUGCACAGACACGUUUGGGAUCCACAUCCAGGGCUUCUUCUGUAACGACGCUGACCUGAUGAAGCCGUACCCCGGGGCGGAGGAGAGCAGCUUCGUCCCUCCUCUCAUCCUCUACUGCGUGGUGGCCGCUGCGCCCACAGCCAUCAUAUUCGUUGGUGAGAUCUCCAUGUAUAUCAUGAAGCCCACUAGAGAAGCUCUCAUAGCCCAGGAGAAAACCAUUGUGACGGGCGAGUGCUGCUACCUAAACCCUCUCAUCCGCAGAAUCAUUAGGUUUAUUGGUGUCUUCGCGUUUGGCCUGUUCGCCACCGACAUCUUUGUCAACGCCGGCCAGGUAGCGACUGGCAAUUUGGCGCCGUAUUUCCUGAGCGUCUGCAAGCCAAAUUACACCGGGAUGGAUUGUCACUUCAACUACCAGUUCAUCGCCAAUGGAAACAUCUGCACUGGGAACCAGGUGGUGGUGGAGAGAGCCAGGAGGUCCUUCCCAUCCAAAGACGCUUCGCUCAGUGUCUACUCUGCUGUCUAUGUUACUAUGUACAUCACGAGCACCAUCAAGACAAAAAGCAGUCGUCUGGCCAAGCCUGUACUUUGUCUGGGAAUCCUGUGUGCUGCAUUCCUGACUGGAUUGAACCGUGUGUCAGAAUACCGCAAUCACUGCUCAGACGUCAUCGCUGGAUUCAUAUUAGGAAGCUCCAUAGCUCUUUUUCUGGGAAUCUGUGUAGUGAACAACUUCAAAGGGACUCACUCCACUCCUACCAAACAGAAGCAGGAGGAUUACCGCGGCCUUCCCUUGAUGACAUUCCCCCGUGUGGAAAGCCCUCUCGAGACGCUCAGCGCACAGAACCAUUCGGCGUCCAUGACUGAAGUCACAUGACUAAGGGGGCAGCACCGGGUCACGUUUGCUUCACCUCAACACUUCUAGGCACAAAAAGUUUUUUUUGUACUGUGGCAUACUGUAAAAAAAGAAAAAGUAAAA
This is a messenger RNA of Cyprinus carpio (common carp), 1271 nucleotides long. Its product is annotated as phospholipid phosphatase-related protein type 1. Gene Ontology annotation, biological process: phospholipid dephosphorylation; signal transduction; phospholipid metabolic process. Gene Ontology annotation, molecular function: phosphatidate phosphatase activity. The record is from RefSeq and is a predicted model, not a curated record. NCBI's taxonomy places the organism in Eukaryota, Metazoa, Chordata, Actinopteri, Cypriniformes, Cyprinidae.